UAUAGAUACUGUGGCUGUUCAUCUUUAUUACUACUACUGAAAAUAUGUUAAAGGGAUAUAAAACCCAAAUGUUCUCUUUCAUUUUUCAAAUGGACCAUGCAGUUUUAAAUAACUAUAUCAAAUUUUCUUUGUUCUUUUAGUAUCUUUUGUUAAAAAACAGGGAUGUAUGCUUAGGAGCCGGCCCAUUCCUGGAGCACUAUAUUGCAGCAGUUUUGCAAGCAUGUUAUCCUUUUGCAAGAGCACUAGAUGUCGGCACUAAUUCCUGCCAUGCAGCUCUCCAGAUGCCUACCUAGUUAUAUUUCAGGUGCCCGUAGAAAUGUGAAGGUUUUUGUUGCUGGUGAUUACUUAAAUGACCAUGGCAUCUUUACCUGAAGCUGUGACUCUAAAGGAGUUUUGUCCUUUGUAUUCUAUCCUCAAUGCUAUUCCUGCAAAAGUACAGAAAGGAUUUCGGUCUGUAUUGGUUUAUUUAACAGCGCUUGAUGCCAAUGGUGACUACAUUGCAGUUGGAAGUAGCAUCGGCAUGCUGUAUCUGUACUGCAGACACACAAACCAGAUGAGAAAAUAUAACCUGGAGGGAAAAACAGAGUCUAUCUCUGUUGUUAAACUUCUGAGCUGCUUCGAUGACCUUGUUGCAGUUGGCAUGGUGUCCGGACGUGUUGCUGUAUUUCAAUUAGUGUCUCCUUUACCCGGGAGAAACAAACAGCUUAGAAGAUUUGAUGUGCUUGGUGUUCAUAAGAGUAGUAUCACAGCACUGGCCUGGAGCCCAAAUGGGAUGAAGUUAUUCUCCGGUGACAACAGAGGGAAGAUUAUACAGUCAGAUUUAAACUUUGAUAAGGGUUCAUGUAACUCCUGCCUCAUAUUGGAAGAGAUGUCAUCAAUAGUUCAGUUGGAUUACAGUCACAAAGUAUUGCUUAUAUCAACAACCCAAAGAUGUCUGCUAUUUUACACUGAGGAAAAAGCUGUAAAGCAAGUUGGGAACCAACCGAGAAAAUCCAAUGGCCGAUACGGUGCUUGUUUUAUCCCUGGAUUAUGCAAGCAAAGUGACCUUACGUUAUUUGCAUCAAGGCCAGGCCUGCGUCUCUGGAAGGCUGAUGUCCAUGGUUCUGUGCACUCCACUUUUCUAUUAAAGGAUGUAUUGUCUCAAACAAGCGAAACUAUUGAGUUAUAUCCCCGUGUGGAAGUGUCAAAUGGAGGCAAAUUUAUGUUACCUGAAAAACAUCUUGGUCAUUUGUCUUGCUUCCUGCAUGAAGGGUGGGUUCUGAGCUGGGAUGAAUAUAGCAUCUAUGUAAUGGACACCAUCAAUCAGGCGGUGAUCGGAGGUUUGGAGAGUUCAGGAGACAUUGUGUCAGUGUCUUGUACAAACAAUGAAAUUUUUCUGCUCAAAGGAGAUAGAGAAAUCAUAAGAAUCUCAGAUGUGCCAGAAGGAUCAGUAUCUGCAGUAAUUCACAGCCCAUUUCGAUCAUAUACAGCCAUAUCUGCAGUUAAAGGAAACAACCAAAAUGGAACAUUAUCUGAUGAUAAUGAGAACAGCAAAGAUGUUGAAAAAAUAAAAACUGAGAAAAUACAGCUCUGUGUUGAUGAUGGAGAAAAUGCACUGGAACUCUUGACCGAGUCAAGAAACAGAAGCUGGUCACUCACAGACGAUGUGAUAAGUAGGAGAAGCUCAAUGAAUUCUGUCGAUAGUGGAUGCAGUCUAAAUGCAGCAGGAGAGCAAAUGGGCUUUGCCAAUGAACUUAAAGAGCAGCGUCCAAUUUCUCAGAGGUUUAGCAACAUUAGUAAUGACGAUUUUGACCAAGAACUUAUUGUGAAGUCCAUAAAAGUGAAAAAGAAGAAAAAGAAACGACCAGAAAAUGGAUUCAAGAGUCUGGAAUCUGGUUCCCUUUAUAGAACACCAAGCACUGACAGUCCUCUCACUGUAAGCUCAGACUGUUUUUCUGCCUCUGAAAGCUUGCCAGGUGGUAGUGCAGAACACCUAAGUUCCCAGGAAAGUCUACUUAGUGGGAAGCCCCAGAGUAUCAUAGAUGAUAGCUGUUUGGAUGUGUUUAAUACUCUUCAGCUUACAGAGCCUGCUGCUCUUGUACCAUUGGAUGAAACCGAACAGAUUGACAACAAUUCAAGACGCUUAUUGGAUAUUGCGAAACAGUAUGAGCUGAUUAUACCACCUGUCACCUUGUCCACUAUGAACCCAGAAACUACAAACUUAUUACAACCAGAGGAAUCGGUUUCAUACAAAAGUACAAAUGUAUCCACUGAUGCUGAAAGAGUUUAUAUCCAUGAUCAGCCUGCAUUAGAGGAAUAUGCGGAUAAUAAGAGGACUUUGGAUAACUAUGAUUUGUCCACAGGUAUUGAAGACCAAAUGUCCUUAGAGUUCAAGAAAGACUCAAAUGAAGGUGUCAUAGAAGACCCACUUUUACAGGAAUCAUGUAUAAAGUGCCAAUUAUCCUCAAGUUUUAUUGGGGAAGACAAACAAAGAGAAAACUUUAAUUCAUGGGAUUCUAAAAAGGCAACUAAAGUCUGGAAAACAGAGCGAGACAAACAGGAUCACAUGGUGGCAUCCAGUGAUGAUGAGGACAUCUAUGUUCGGCGAUUACCCUACUCUUCUUCAGACACUAGUGUAGCAGAAAUGGGAGAAUUGGUCAGCUCCCAGGAUAUAAAUUCUUUUUCAUUAGAAGAGUCUGCACUAUUAAAAUCAGAACAGCUUUCAGAGAGCUGGAUGGUUUACUCCGGUCCUGGCAAUGGAAUAUUUGCUUUGGCUGUCUCAGAAAAGUAUAUUUGGUGUCUGGAUUACAAGGGAUCUCUGUACUGCAGUGCGUUACCUGGUGCAGGUCUGCGUUGGCAGAAGUUUGAGGAUGCUGUCCAGCAAGUGGCAGUCUCUCCUUCAGGAGCUCUUCUUUGGAAGAUAGAACAUAAAUCUAACAAAGCUUUUGCUUGUGGAAAAGUUACAAUAAAAGGAAAGAGACAUUGGUAUGAAGCACUUCCACAGGCCGCAUUUGUAGCGCUAAGCGAUGAUACUGCUUGGAUAAUUAGAACAAAUGGAGAUCUUUACUUGCAAACAGGUCUGAGUGUUGACCGUCCUUGUGCCAGAGCUGUAAAGGUUGAUUGUCCGUGUCCAUUAUCUCAAAUCACAGCCAGAAAUAAUGUUGUGUGGGCACUAACUGAGCAACGAGGACUACUGUACAUGGAAGGAGUUAGCAGCCUUUCCCCUGAAGGAGAGGUUUGGAAAUGUGAUCUUGUCAGUGAACGACAAGCUUUGGAACCAGUGUGUGUGACUCUUGGGGAUCAAGAGACUGUGUGGACUCUGGAUUCCAGUGGUAACCUGUGGUUCAGGACUGGAGUAACUCCAAAGAAGCCACAAGGAGAAGAUGAACAUUGGUGGCAAGUCAGCAUAACAGAUUAUGUUGUCUUUGAUCAUUACACCUUAUUUCAAACACUGAUCCAAGCUACACAAACUGUGGCCACUGUAGCCCAGGCACCUGUCGAAAAAGUUGCAGACAAGCUUCGCAUGACUUUUUGGUCACAGCAGUCACAAUGUCAGCCCAGUCUUCUUGGGGUUAAUAGUAGCGGCGUGUGGAUUACAUCAGGCAAAAACGAGUUUCAUGUAGCGAAAGGAAACCUAAUAGGUACUUUUUGGCAAAAUUUUGUACCCCGUGGAACAGCUUCCACUACCAAAUGGGCCAGUGUAUCAGCGUCUGCUUCUCCUACUGCAGAAGACUCCCAUGGCCUCUCCCUUGCUGAACAUUGCUCCAUCGGUAAUAUUACUUGGUCAGACCACGCCCCUAUCACUUGCUCCAUGCUGUGGCCUGGCUUACCGAUAAUUAAUAAAACCUGGAAACUAGAUGACACUAUAUUGGAUAAUCCAAUAUUCAGGGGAGAAGUAGAAAAGUCACUAACAGAAUACUUUCUAAUUAAUGAAAACACCACAUCCUCUCCUCUACUGGAGUGGGAGGCUCAUAAAUCUGUGAUUAGAGGUCUUUGUAUCAAGCAAAGUGCUCAACUAGCCAAACAAUCCAAGGUUCUCCAUACCACUCUCCUAGACAGAAUUAAUGUUUUAGAAAAAGCACAUAAAAAGAACCCAGACAACACUACUUUUACGCAAGACUUACUACUAGCCAGGUCAGACCUAAAGCAAUACCUCACCAAACUACAUCAGCGUAAUGCACUGCGCCUUAAGCAAUAUUAUUAUGAGGGGGGCAACAAACCCGGGAAAAUCCUCGCGAGAACACUCCGUAGGAAACAAUUGUCAUCCUAUAUCCAUGCCAUAAAAUCUAAAGACGGUACCCCGAUUUCCAGUAGCAAGCUUAUAGCCUCGACUUUCAGGGAAUUUUAUAGAUCACUGUAUAACAUAGACGACUCAGCUAACGUCUCACACACUCAAUCAGAUCAGAAUACCCUAGAAGAACAAACAAAUAAUUAUUUUAGCGACAUUAACCUCCCCUCCUUGGCAGAAGAGGAGAGACUUGACCUAGCUUCCCCUAUCUCAGAGGAGGAAUUACUUAUCGCAAUUGGGGGAAUGCCGUCUGGCAAGAGCCCAGGGCCGGAUGGUUUUACCUCCAGAUACUACAAAGUCUUUAGUAAAAUAUUAUCUCCUCACUUACUAAAACUUUUUAAUGCCCUAAGGGACAGACCUGUCUUAUCCAAUUCACUUCUAGAGGCACAUAUAACAGUCAUCCCCAAGCCGGGGAAGCCGGCCAAUUGCCCAGAGAAUUUUAGGCCCAUCUCUCUUAUAAACUCGGACAUGAAACUUUUGGCGAAGGUCCUCGCCAACAGACUAAAUAAAUACUUACCAAAAUUGAUUGGCACAGACCAAGUUGGCUUCAUUCCGGGCCGUGAAGCCCGUGACAACACCAUUAAAAUCUUGCAAAUAAUUAACUAUGCCAAGGUUACAAAAGUCCCGAUGGUCCUUUUUGCAACGGACGCGGAAAAGGCCUUUGACCGGGUUCGAUGGUCUUUCCUUCGUAGAACUUUGUCCGAGAUGGGGAUCCCAGAUCCUUUUCUAAAUACAGCCAUGGCAUUGUAUUCCUCUCCAAACGCAAAAAUUAGAAUUAAUGGUACCCUUUCCGAUUCCUUUGCAAUUAGAAACGGCACUAGACAGGGCUGUCCCUUAUCCCCACUUCUCUUCGCCAUCUCCAUCGAGGUAUUAGCACAAAAAAUCAGAAGGAACGGGGAGAUUACUGGUGUAGUGAUAGGGGAAUAUGAACACAAACAAGCUCUCUACGCGGAUGAUGCGCUCUUUUCGCUAACGAAUGCAGAGACAUCUAUACCUGCACUGCUUGAUGAAAUGGCUAAAUAUAGACAUGUGAAAUUGUGCAGUUUCUCUUGUGGAAAUCAACAUAUCUGGGCAUGUGAUACCAGUGGUAUUGUUUACUUCCGAGUAGGAACUCAACCUCUAAACCCAAGUAUGAUGUUGCCAGCCUGGAUCAUGAUAGAGCCCCCUAUACAGCCUGUAGGAUUCAACUUAGUUGCUGUCUAUUCCAGUCCAAAUGAUCACAUGCUAUGGACACUUGAUAACAAAUACAAUGUUUAUGUGAGGAUUGGAAUUACUGAAGAAAUGCCUGUGGGAAUAGAUUGGGAACAUGUUCCUGGUUUGCAAGCAUGUCAGUUAGCUGUUAGUGCAAGAACAGUCUGGGCACGUUGUCCGAAUGGUGAUAUAGCGAGACGAUAUGGUAUUACAGAAAAGAAUGCAGCUGGUGACUAUUGGAAGAAAAUCCCAGGAAAUGUGACUUGGUUAACAGUGACUGCUAUGGAUGAACUCUGGGCUGUGGGCUCCACAGGGCAACUUCUGCAGCGUCUCACAAAAACCUACAGCCAUUACUCAAACAUUCCCAAAAAUGACAGUUUAUUAGUCCAUUCAGAUUUUGAAGACGAAUGGGAGGUAAUCUGAGGAUGCAAGAAGAUGACUAUCAAGUCUGUGAUAGUUGAUAAGCUGCUAAAAGAAGCCUGUUUUGUCCUUAACACAUUUCAAAUGAAUAUAUAAGCACUUUGCCGGAUACUGCAAAUAUUACUGUUUUAGUGCCUGUGCUGCAGAGGAACAUGUUGAAGGAUAGUGCCACCAAAAUUUUACCUGGGUUUAUUUUAAAGAGUAUCUUAAAGGCAUAGGAAAGUCAACAUUUAAAUUAUUAAAGUGUAAUUUUAAGAAAAUUUUAAAUUCACUUCUAUUUUCAAAUGUGCUUCAUUGUCUAGGUAUCCCUUGUUGAAAUAGAAUACACACCUAUCCUACACUAGCGGGAGCUAGCUGCUGAUUGGUGCCUGCACACAUUUGUCUCUUGUGAUUGGCUGACUAGAUGUGUUCAUCUAGCUGCCAGUAGUGCAAUGCUGUUUCUUAAGCAAAGGAUAACAAGAGAAUGAAGCAAAUUUGAUAAUUGAAGUAAAUUGGAAAGUGGUUUAAAAUUGUAUGUUCUAUCCAAAUCAUGAAAGAAAAUGUUAGGGUUUCCUGUCCCUUUAAGUUUUAGCAUGGGUACCUUUAUCUGACGAUUGCUAUACUGUUGUUUUUUUUUUUUUCUAACUAAAACCAAUUUAUCUGUUAAAUACAGUUUAUUUUUCUUAUUUUUUAUUUUAUCUGUAGUCCAGCUCUUGUAUAUUUAACCGUAAUAAGAUGCUUUUCUGACCAGUUAUCAUUGAAACUUUUUAUAUAAACCCUUGCAAAGAUUUGAUGGAUUUCCUUUUAACAGUAUGUUUACAGUUUUGUAAGGUUGCUAUAAAUGUCCUUACACACAUGCAUGAACUCUGUAUACGUGUUUAUUCACACCUCCAUAACGGAGAUUUAAAAAGUAGAUUUUAAAGAUUCACAAGCUCACUUUAACCAGUUACCUGAUUUUAGUAAGACUGAUGCAGUUGAAAAAAACGUAUAUUAUUUGGAAAUUCUGUUUCAAGUUUAUUUGUGUUUUUAUCAAUUGUCAAAUUGUCCUGAUUUUAAAAUUAAACCUUAAAACAAA
Molecule: messenger RNA, 6932 nt
Organism: Bombina bombina (fire-bellied toad)
Lineage: Eukaryota; Metazoa; Chordata; Amphibia; Anura; Bombinatoridae
Gene: TECPR2
Product: tectonin beta-propeller repeat containing 2
Exons: 20
Coding region: 350-5881 (1843 amino acids)
Molecular function (GO): protein binding
Source: RefSeq, a predicted model, not a curated record